This is a messenger RNA of Spirodela intermedia, 2869 nucleotides long. Lineage: Eukaryota; Viridiplantae; Streptophyta; Magnoliopsida; Alismatales; Araceae. The record is from the annotation of a GenBank genome assembly.
AUGAGAGCUACGCGGCACAUUGACGAGGGCAGCCCAUCACAUCAUGGGUUGAUAUGGCAUCACACUUGAGGAACAAGUACGUUCCUCGACAGUACAAGUUGAUGCUGUUCCUCAGUUGGUUAGACCUUCGAUAGGGCAAGAUACCUGUCCAAGACUAUAUUCAGGCUUUUGAGGAGUGCUACAUGAGGUGUCGCUUUGUUGAGGACUCACGUGUGGUUUUGGGCAUUUUCACCCACGGACUUAGUCCACAACUUCAGAACGAGGUGCUGAAAGGCAACCCAUCUGAAGUAGACAAGGCCUACCGUAUAGUAGAGCAUAUGGAGUGACCCGUCGAGGACACACAGUUCACCCCACCUCCGAUCACCAUGAAGAUUGCGUCCACACGAUUUGCACAGACACCAAUGAUAGCAUCGACACGUACUAGCGUAGGGAACAGACGGACUACACCGGCGACAUCAGUAGGGUCUGCAUCACCCCUGCGUCCACCACCAGCCGAUGCAUCCGACUGUGCUACGGCCACAUCCCAAGCCUAUAUCACUUGUUUCAAGUGUAAGGGUAUGGAGCAUCAGAUGAGCCAAUGCCCAUUGACGUGACUCAGUCGUUGUAUGUUAAAUCACGCAAAUAUAAAAUUUAUAAAACUAGAAAAUACGAAUUUUCGAAUAUUUAGAAGUAUUUCAAAAUAAAUAUAUUAAUUAUAAUUCAAUAAAAAUCCCAAAAAUAGUGGUAAUUUUCCAGGUCGAUCACAGGGAUGUAAUAUAAUAUCUGGUAAUUAUUCAGAAUUUUUCUCAAUGAAUACGAUUUUCUUAUGAAUUUUAUACUAGGAAAUAAAAAGGAAAUAUAUUUAAAAUUCACGAAAAAAAAGGAAAUAAGGGUGUAGGCAUCAGGAUGACGUCAGCGCCCGGCGAACGCGAAUCAGGCAGAAACAGAGUUCUGCCCGGCGAUUCUUACGUAAGCGAUUACAGACGACUUAAUUAAUCAAAUUAAGAUCUAUAAAAGCCGGAAGAAUCUUAAUUUAACGAAGUAUAGUUUGGUAAAUUAAAAUCACAAAAAGUAUCACUAAAUAAAGCGUAAAUUAAAUUGAAAGCAAGAAAACAGAGUUCCGGCGUCGCGACGGCGAUGCGUCGGCGAUGCACCAGAAUCCUGAGCGUUUGGGAGGAUCGUUGUGCAGUGUCCACGGCCUCGAAGGCUCUCCUUGGACAAAGACGACGUGGGCAAUCUCUAGAUCUUAUCGCGAAGUCUAGAGAUCAAUGAAGUGGGUCGUCGAAUCGUCUCCGGCGGCUGUCACCCGGCGGAGCGGAAAAACGGCGACUUUGUGGCUCUCCGGCGGCUGUCACCCGACGGAGAGGAGCUGGAUGGAGGUGGGGCGCGUGUUAAGGAGCUUCAUCCUCAAGUCCGCGCAGCAAGAGGAGGCUCUUCAUCGCAUCUGGUACGCUCUCAGGAGGUGGCGAGUGGUCUCCCAGCGGAUCGUCCUCUUCUUGACGACGGCUUGUUUGUCGAUCAAUUGGAGAUGAUUUACUCGAUGGAUUCGCGAUCCUUUUAUCGCGAAUCGUUCAGCAAUUUUAGUAGCAAUGCUCCGCGAAUCGCGUUGACGAGAUUUUCGCCGAUGAUCUAGCGAUUCUCAUUGCUUAAUCCUUCACCGGCGAUCUGCAGGAAAGUCGCGAUAAUCAGAUAAAAAUAUAUGAAUUUUGACUCUGGGAGGAUUCGAACCCGCGCCGGUCGCCCCCGCCUCUUCUGAGGAAGGUGUGGGUUUAGUCCCACAUCAGUUGUACGCCGAGUUUUCGGGCGAAUAUAUAGUAAUGUUAGAUUUGUGAGUAAAGUCCCUUCUCUCCCGUGUACGACCACUCCUUGCCCCACAGCCGGCUGGCCACCGGUGACGUGGAAGGGGAGUGGCGUACGCGUGCCUAUCGGUCCCCAAGCCAAGCCGCUCGAGCCCCUGCUCGCAGCUUACUCCCCGACUGUGCUUCCGACCCGCUUGCGGGCACGGCUGGCCGGCGGGUCCUCCCCCAUUUUUACAAUAUUUUUAUUUUUAUUUCUUGUUCUUCAUUUAUCUCAAAAGUAAGACUGUAAAAAUCGUAUAAAAUCACAUAAUUACCCAAAAAUUCACGUUAAUCAAUUGAAAACCAAAAAUCAUUCUUUAACACAAAUAUAAGUCUAUUUAUCAUGAGUUAAGGCUAAAACUAUAUUAUUUACUAAUUAUUAACUCAUGAUAAUGAAGACUUAUCACCCAUCUUCAAAUCUCCUCAGAGAGAUCAAAGAAUUGGGUAGUGAUUCACACGAGGAAGACAUCCUCGUAGGCAAUGAUGUCUACAUUGCUGACGAGGGUUUGGCCAAGGAGUGUGAUGACACUCCUGAUUUGAUUGGUUACAUCCAGAUCCGGCCAGCCACCGUACCAGCAGCUAAGGCUGCCUCUCUCACUGCCUCAUCAACGAGCACUUCAUCGAGGGGAUUGGUCAAAAUCACUAUCUAGCGUCCAUCUCGAGACCUAGUUCCUACACCACAGCUAGACACCACGGCAGCUAGAGAGAUCACCCUGGCACCGAGGACGACUAUGCCCACAUCUUCGCCUACGACAGACGAUUCCCUUCACACGUCGAUCUUCUACACCUAUGUGAAGAUCAAUGGACAUGCGUGCAAGGUGAUCGUGGACAGCGGCAGUUGCGUCAAUGUUGUGUCAAACUAGGUCUUGUAGAGGGUAGGGCUGAGUACUAUUAGCCAUCUAACCCCUUACGACAUAUCAUGGAUAGAUGCCACCGCACUACCCAUUCAUCAAUAGUGCCAGGUGCCACUUAGGGUGAGCACCUAUGAUGAACACAUCUUGUGUGAUGUCCUUUCGAUGAAAAUCGGCGGCAUCAUACUUGGACGGCCUUAG